GGAUGUCAAUCUCUAUCUGACGUAGCUAGUAUAGGUACCUACGUGCGGGAUUUAGCCAACUUUUAGUUAUUUUAAAUAUUCAGUGCGCAGUCAACAGCUCGCGAAAUGUCGCAAAUUAUUAAUUUGAGAAUUUUCAUCUCGAUGGUCUGUGUAGUAAUAGCAAGACUCUUAGAUGGGGCAGCAACCAGCAGCAUGUCGAAGCGCACGGCGACCAACGAGGUGUACCGCGGGCUGGUGGAAGCCAUGUCCAUACCGGCCGAACUGCAUGAGCGACCCGACGGAACCAAGUACGCCAGCUUCGGGGGCGUCGUGCCCAUACACUGCUGCACGCCCGAGCAGGUGUCCGAGUACGCUCGCAGGACGCACCACUACUGCGACGUGUUCACGGACCAGCUGCUGGCGCCGCUGGGCGAGCUGGCCUACGUGCGCCUCGACGACAACACCGCCGAGAAGGUGUUCAUCAACCGCGUGAAGCGCAUCGUGGUGGUGUCGGCGGACGGGGCGCUGGCGCAGUGGCGCGCGGCGCCCAGCUUCGAGUCGGCCAACCGCUACGUGGCCGGCACGCCCCUCGUCAACAAGGACGGGGCGCUCGUCAGCGUGCUCACGGCGCGGAGGGGGAACCACUACGCCGUGUCCACCAUCGAGGGCGACGGUGGCUACUUCGACACCCCGAACUCGUGGCAGACGGUGGAGACCCCCGAGGGCCACCUCGUGUACGGCAACAUGACAUUCCCCACGCGGGACGAGCUGCGAGCGUACGUGGCUGCCCUCCCCCCUGCGGAGGUGGGCCGUGAUGCUCCGCCCACGCCCGUGCUGCAGCACCACGCGGCUGGCACGGGCGCCAGGCUGGCGCUGGUGGCCGGGAAUGGCCGCCAGAUGGCGCACGUUAUCCUGCAAGGACUUAUCACUUCGGGGGUUGAGUACUUGUAAAUGUAAAUCAAGUAUAUUGUACCCGUUCGAGUGAACUUGCUUCCCGUGUUGUAGUUGUUAGUUCGUGAGUUGUGGAGCGUGCGACAGAGCGAGUAAGAAGACGCUCUGUUACUCUCCCCCUUGCGUUGAUUAGUCUACUCCUGCAUAUCUCCGCUUUGGGGCCACCAAAGCUGUGGUAUGAAUCGGUACAGGAAGUCGGAAGGCCACAUUGAAGCAAUUAAUCUAAAACAGUAAUAAGUAUUGCUAUUUGACAUAGGAAUACACUGAUCAACGCGAGGAAGAAAGCUACAGGGCCUCUAUUCUCUCCUCUCCGCUAUGAUGGAAACGUAAUUUCCAGAAAAUUCCAAGUUCCUUCGACCGGGCAGUAAAAGAUUAUGAUCAGGUACUGCAACUACCCGUUUUAUUAAAAAAAAGUACCUAUACUAUUAAGUGAUAGGUAGAUAAUAAAUAUUUUUCAUUUACUUUUAACUAUUAAUAAGAAACAUAUAAUAAAUAAAAUAUAACAUAUAAUUACUAGAGAGACAUAAUAAUUAUUUAAGCGAGAUUAUUACUUAGGUAUAUACUUCAAUAAAAAUAUUUUUUCAAA
Pectinophora gossypiella (pink bollworm) is the source of this 1516-nucleotide messenger RNA. RefSeq names its product poxin-like. The transcript has 5 exons. NCBI's taxonomy places the organism in Eukaryota, Metazoa, Arthropoda, Insecta, Lepidoptera, Gelechiidae. Gene Ontology annotation, molecular function: nuclease activity. Bases 106 to 930 code for a protein of 274 amino acids. The record is from RefSeq and is a predicted model, not a curated record.